AUGCAUUCGCAGGAAUGCAUCACCAACCAAUUUGACGACAAAUUGAAGAAGAUCGACGAAACCGUUAUGUCUAUUGAGAAAGCCCUCAAUGCUGUCAGCAAAACUGUUUCCGAUGAUCACAAUAUCCUGGCAGAAAUCCGUCCUACGAUCAAUGGCAAUCGUGGCUCCUUGGCAGCAGUCAACGGCAGAGUAGACCAGAUGCAAGCUGACAUCAUGGAAUUAAGUAACACCACUGGCCAGACACGUACUGCAGUGACAAGAAUGAGCACCGCCGUUAACGCCACUCGGGACGACUUGCGAGCAGUCAGCAACACUGUCAAAGAAAUUCAGGGUGCCCUGACGGCAGUUACCGUCACAGUCAAUAGGACCCGAGAAGUCGUUAUAGAAAACGGAGUUACUGUCAAUAAUAUUCGGGGCGGCCUGGAAGCAGUCACUCCCGCUAUCACCGACACCCUGGAUAUUGCGAGAGUGGUCAACGGUAUAGUCGACCAGACACACGAAACAGUCACCAACACCCAAACAACUGUUUUGGAAGCAGCCGAUACGAUUGGUCAAACCCGAGAUUCUGUAGCAGUUAUGAGCAACAGGCUCAAUCAGACACAAGCUACAGUGACAGAAAACAACAAAAUAGUCAGCAGAAUUCUGGAUGGACUAGAAACAGUCACUCAUAUUGUCAUCAACACACAUGAAGUUGUUUCGACGACGGAGAACAUCGUUAAUGAGACGCAGCACGCGCUGGCAAAUGUACGCGAAACCGUUACUGGCGCCAAUGAAGCAUUGGCUGCAAUUGGAAACACCGUCCCAGACACCCAUCGGAUUGUAAUAGACGUCAACCGUUCCUUAAACAACGCUCAGAAUACCCUGGGGAUGAUUCGGAAUGGAGUCAAUGACAGCAACAACAAUGCUUUACAAAAUCAGGCCGGAAUCGGUAAUGCGCAUAAGACCGUUCGAGAACUUGUCCUGGAAGUUCGGGCAGGGUAA
Colletotrichum orchidophilum is the source of this 981-nucleotide messenger RNA. RefSeq lists its product as uncharacterized. NCBI's taxonomy places the organism in Eukaryota, Fungi, Ascomycota, Sordariomycetes, Glomerellales, Glomerellaceae. The coding region runs from base 1 to 981 and encodes 326 amino acids. The record is from RefSeq and is a predicted model, not a curated record. The transcript is spliced from 2 exons.